AUGGCUAACAACAAAGACAUUGAUGAUGGGAAGACCGUGACGGGAAUGAUGGACAAGAUGCAGGAACGGGAGCAACAACUGGAAGAUGCCUUCAAUGAGAUUGAGAUUUGGGACAAUGCACUGGAGGCUCAGGAACGCGCCUUGGCACAACAACGUGCUGACAAUGCGGCACUGCAAGCACAGCUCGCUGCCCUCCAGAGUCAGGCCAGCCAUCUACCUACCAUGAUGAUUCAGCCAUCUCCCACUCUACCCCACAACAAUCGCGUGUCUCCUGACCGUCAAGCAUUGACUCCACCGGUCAGAUCUAGCGACAAAACCUAA
This is a messenger RNA of Cylindrotheca closterium, 321 nucleotides long. NCBI's taxonomy places the organism in Eukaryota, Bacillariophyta, Bacillariophyceae, Bacillariales, Bacillariaceae. The record is from the annotation of a GenBank genome assembly.